Naegleria fowleri is the source of this 1119-nucleotide messenger RNA. RefSeq lists its product as uncharacterized. The record is from RefSeq and is a predicted model, not a curated record. The coding region runs from base 1 to 1119 and encodes 372 amino acids. Gene Ontology annotation, molecular function: GDP binding; GTPase activity; GTP binding. Gene Ontology annotation, cellular component: plasma membrane. Lineage: Eukaryota; Heterolobosea; Eutetramitea; Acrasida; Naegleriidae. Gene Ontology annotation, biological process: signal transduction. The transcript is spliced from 3 exons.
AUGUCAAAUCACCUCUCUGCAAUGCCAUCACUUCUCCAAUUACCUUUCGAAAUCAUUCAGAAAAUUUUCGAUUAUUUACUCUUUCCGAGUGAUGAUCAUUCCUCUCAUCGAAUGUCACACUUUUCCACAACUUCAAAGUUUGCAACAACAGAAAGAAUUCUUCUCGCGUGUCAUCUUCAAAAUAUUCAUCCACUUUUCAGUCAAUCACAACUCAUGACUGAUUAUUUCAAUCGAUUUUGGUGGACACUUUUUCGACAUGAAAUUCAUUUUGGAAAUGAGAAUGAAAUGGUAAUUGGAUCGGAAAAGGAAUUAAAAGAAUUGAAAGAAAUGGCCUGUCAGAAAAAAGGAUCCAAUUUGCGACGAAUGAUCUUGUUGUGGUUGGUUGUAAAAAGAAUGAAAGUGUCACAACAACCUUAUCAAGAGAAUGAAUGUGCGCUUGUAUUGGGACAAGCUGGAGUUGGAAAAACCUCUCUCAUUCAUCAAUUCGUUCAUAAACAUUUUGUGGUUGCCAUGCCAAGUUCAUCAGAGGACGAAACCUUUCGAACACACAUCAUGGUGGAUGGUCAAAUGACAUUUCUUGAAAUUUGGAAUCCCACCGAGAAGGGUGUAGAUUCUUUCGGGAGAGCACUUCCUCUUCAUUACAUUCGACAUUCGAAUUGUUUGGUGUUGGUGUGUUCAACGGCCUGUGUGGUGAAUACUGAAGAGAAUGAACCUUUGAACAUUCAUUCUUCAUAUUUAUCGUAUUUUGAAUAUUGGUUACCUUUGAUGGUGGAAGUGAAAGGAGUGCAUGUGCCAUGUGUGUUUGUGUUGAACAAGAUGGAUUUGAUUCAGAGUCAUGAGUUUGAUGAGGACACUAUAGAUAAGAAGUAUCAUUUAUUACCUUAUCAAUUGAAACAACAGUUGCAACAACUUGCUCAAAAGUAUUCCCUAACCAAUUAUGCCAUUAUUGAGAGCAGUGCGACAGAUUACAACUCUACGUUCAGGGUCUUCGAGGAAGGUGUGAAACGAUAUCGAUGCUAUCAAGGAUAUGCUCAUAUUGAUUUACUGAAACAGAUUGUGAAAAACGAGAAGAAAGUGUUGAAACAAAUUCGAAAAGAGAAAAAGUGUGAAUUCAUGUGA